CUUCCACACGUUGGUAUAAAUUAGAGCUCGUGCCCAUAGGUUGCCCGUUUGCUUCGUCUCUGCUUUCUUUGGUUUCUUUGAUUACUUUCCAUUACUCAGGUUCAGACUGUGGUUGCCACAUUCAUUAAAUUCCCAGUUCCUCCUUUUCGUCGAUAUGGAUCCCUCUUUCCUCCCCACACCUCCCGCCUCCGGUCCAAACGUCAACUCCCCCUCCGACCUGUCUUACUCUUCCGGGGGUUCUCGCUCUUCUACUCGAAACAGUUCCCCAGGUUCUAUUAUUGCAACUUCCUCCUCACCACUACCUCACCCUGCCCCUCUACUUCCUUCUACCUCUCAACAACAAGCAACCGCCCUUCUAGAUUUCGACUUAAAAGCGGAUAUAGAACACAGCCUUCACUCCCUUGCCGAAUCCCAAUCAGAAAUGGACCGAAACCCAUUCCAGUCCAUUAGCGAACGCCGAACCAAGCUCGCUACAGAUCGAAACAGCGUAAACCAGAGCCAGCAAUCACAACAACCCCAAGCUAUUCAGCCCCAAAGUUUGCGACACAACAUGCCUCCCCAACUAGGCCUUUCUACUCGAAACCUCGCUUCCUCUAACUGGCGAUCGUCGCAAGCUGAAGACGAGGCAACCGCGCUCAUGGCUCGCACCACCGGAAACGGCAGCGGCAACAGCGGCGGUGGUGGUGGUUGUGUGAGCAACGACUACCCACCGUUCGACCCGUCAAUCGGUAUUCAACACCUGCGACCGCUAUCGUUUGGAAGUCCCCAUAUAGAGCAGUUCUCGCUACCUUCAUUUUCUACAUCGCAACAGACACAACAGCUACAUUCUAACAUGCCUUCUACAUCCUCCCCCGAGAUGCAGAUCAACUCUAGCUACGCGUACUGUUUCGAUCGCGGUAACGGUCAGUACACGCGAUUGAUCCCGGCGGAUAUGUUGCCGCCUCUGGAGGACAUCCCUGCACUCCAGCAGGGCUGCACCGGCAUGAUUGUCCUACCGAUGCCACGCGGACUGUCUCCUAGUGGAAGGUCAAGUAACACUGAGACGGUUGUGCUUAGAAGCUCACCAACCACCCCGUCGUCGCCUUCGGACAACAUUCAGGUGAGUAACAACCGUUUGCCCGAAGCACGAUAUCGUAUACAAGAACUGUCGCGAAUCGAUAACAUCGUCGCUUCGACGCCUUCGACUCCUACACAUCACCAUCACACAUCGUCCUCUCUUUCAGGCUCCUUCAGCGGUCUGAACCUCGGAGCGCCGACUUCUCUCGCUGCUACCACCGCGCUUGUCCCGGUUUCUAUGGCUGCUACCACCGCGACAGUCGCAGUUCCCUCCAUCGGCGGACCUUCCCACCAACAUUAUCACUCACACUCGCAUCCUCAUGGAAACACCCACAAUCACCAGGGACAGAAUCAGCCCCAGCGACGCCCUAAGAUCUACUGCGACAAGUGGGUUCACGAGGGCGUUUGCGCUUUUACUCAGCAGGGAUGCAAGUACAAGCACGAGAUGCCGUUUGACAAGGUCACUCAGCACCAGUUGGGUCUGUUCCACGGCUUCCCCGCUUGGUGGAAGAAGCAUCAGGCCGACCUGUCGCGACAGCGAGAUGCUGCUUUACCUAUGGCUGGUGAGGAGCCGGCUCGUUUGAGCAGUGAUAACGGACCUUUCAUGGGACGAGGUGGUAACGGAGGUGAUAGUGGCAGUGGAAUUGGAGGUGGAGGACUCCCGAGUUGGCGACGAAGUGGAGGUGCUAGUGCUGCUAGUACUAGUGAUCCCGCUGAACAGAAGUCGCUUGGAACUGGACGAGGCCUGGGGCGCGGCGUUGGAGGUGGAGUGCGAAACCCGAUAGUAUCUUACGGCUCUCCCUUCGGACCUAUUGCGCCGCCUACUCGUACUUCUACGACUACACCAGCUACAACCUAUAACCCGGAAGCUCCUAUGGGUUACCAGGCUCAGGCGCAGCAGAUGCCCAAGGCAGGUAGUAAUGCUAUUCCGACUACAAACCCGUUCUCUUCCCUAGAGGCUCUCGGCGAGAACAGCAGUGGCAGUGGUAGCGGUAAGGACGAACCUUCAUGCCCGGUACCGAGCUCUAGCGGAGCACGUCUUACUUAAGGCACGAAAUGCGCAAACAAUCCAAACGACUUGGAAUUAAAAUAGAUAACGACUACUGAUCUCUCAUUGCUUGGAAUUAUUUCCUCAUCUGAAGAGAGACGAAAAAAAGGAUAGGAUUUUCCCUACCCUUUGUGCCUA
Hypoxylon trugodes is the source of this 2242-nucleotide messenger RNA. RefSeq lists its product as uncharacterized. The record is from RefSeq and is a predicted model, not a curated record. The transcript is spliced from 4 exons. Bases 155 to 2104 code for a protein of 649 amino acids. Lineage: Eukaryota; Fungi; Ascomycota; Sordariomycetes; Xylariales; Hypoxylaceae. Gene Ontology annotation, molecular function: metal ion binding.